AUGAGAAGCAUAUCAUCUUCGUAUCGCUUCGCAUCUAUCGCAGGCGACACGUCGGGCGUCCGAUAUCGCUACUUUUCGGCCGCACAAAAUCCACACUUUUCGCAUCAACCAUCACAUUCAACUGUAACACCUAGUGUAUCUACAUACACGUAUCAUUCGGAUCAGAAUUUAGCGCCAAGAAAGUCACUAGAGCUUCAUUAUGGUAGCAUUCGUAAAAGCUGGAGACAAUAUAUGGACACAUUGGCCACUUUUCCUAAAAUACAGCAAUUUGUGCUUGAAGCAGCGAGCUUGUUUACUAAACCAGAAGAAUUGGAGUUUUCCUUACCUAGAACGUUUGACUCGAAGUAUAAACUUGGAGAUAAAUUAGGUGAAGGGGCUUUUGGUCAAGUCUUUUGUGCGGUGCCAACGCAGCAGGAGACCCGAGGGUGCGAAUUGCAGCUUGAUUUGGCAGUCAAAGUUGUAUCGAAAUCUCGUGUCAUAAGUCGCAAGGACUAUGCGGCAUUGAAACAGGAAAAACGUAUGAUGAUGCUUUUGGGUGGAACUUUAAAUGUUGUGCACUUUUUUGGAGCUUAUGAAGAUGAUAUCAAUGUCUACUUGGUCAUGGAGCGGUGUGUUGGUGGUGAUGCAUUAGCACGAAUAUCAGAUAUUGAGAAUCUUCAGUGUCACGAAGAUCAGGCAAAAAUAUACAUGAGAGACAUUCUCCACGUAGUUUGGCAGUGCCAUUUGCUGCGUAUUCUUCACCGAGAUAUUAAACUUGAAAACUUUUUGUUUGCAGAUGGAAAAGUUGAUAGUCCGUUAAAACUCACAGAUUUCGGUGGUGCAGCGUUUUUAAAUAAAGGUGAAUUUCUUCAGGAUGUUCAUGGUACACCGAUGUAUACAGCACCAGAGGUUCUUAAGCGUAAAUACGCGUUCCCAUCUGAUCUUUGGAGUUGCGGAGUCAUUUUAUAUCGUCUAUUAAGUGGACGCUUUCCAUUUGAACCUGGACCGCUGCUUGAUGAGCGUAUUCAAUACGAUGAUAUCGAUCUUGAGAGUGCACCAUGGACUGACAUUUCAAACGAAGCGAAAAAUUUGGUACGCCAUCUCUUAGAACGAGAUGUUUCGAAACGAGUCACACCAGAGGAGGCACUUCAACACCCAUGGUUAGCUACAAGUGCUGGAUUAGUGACGGCUUCUGCUGCCGGUAAAGAAGCCACUAAAGGUCUUUCUGGGCCAGUUCUUAACGGAACACUUGUGCAGCGAUUGCAACUUUACCGAUCACUGAAUAGUUUGCAACGGGCCGUUUUGAUUGAAGUGACGCGAAUGCUGCCUCUCGCAAUGAAGCAGGACGUGCUCGUGCUUUUCUCUGAAGUGUCGCAAAAUGGCAGCGAAAAAGUCGGUCUGGACGAGUUUGCAGCGUACGUGGCUGCUGGUGGUUACCACCUCACAAGAGGCGAAGCAAAAGGGUUUUUGCGAAAUUUGGAUCUCGACGGCGAUGGAAAACUAUCACGUCACGAAUUUUGCGCUGCUUUGCUCCAUUGGUCUCAUCUUCAAACUCAACACUCGAAAGUUUUUCUUUACUGUGCAAAUCGAGUAUUUGAUUCAAUUGAUCGAGAUAAAGAUGGUUUGUUAAACAUUCAAGAUAUAGCCACACUGGUGCCUUUUCAGGAAACUGGUAAGUUCUUGCAUUCAUUUCGGAACGAUCUCGACCGCUGCUUCCAGCACACUGACCGAUCAGGCAAAGGAAAAAUCGAUCAGAUUGACUUUCAACACAUGCUACGCAUCUCUGAUGAAGCGUACAACCAUUUUCCAUCAAGACUUAGGCUCUAG
This is a messenger RNA of Plasmopara halstedii, 1806 nucleotides long. Its product is annotated as camk cdpk protein kinase. Gene Ontology annotation, biological process: peptidyl-serine phosphorylation; intracellular signal transduction; protein autophosphorylation. The record is from RefSeq and is a predicted model, not a curated record. Bases 1 to 1806 code for a protein of 601 amino acids. The transcript has a single exon. Gene Ontology annotation, cellular component: cytoplasm; nucleus. NCBI's taxonomy places the organism in Eukaryota, Oomycota, Peronosporomycetes, Peronosporales, Peronosporaceae. Gene Ontology annotation, molecular function: calmodulin binding; calcium ion binding; ATP binding.